This is a messenger RNA of Dentiscutata erythropus, 513 nucleotides long. The record is from the annotation of a GenBank genome assembly. NCBI's taxonomy places the organism in Eukaryota, Fungi, Glomeromycota, Glomeromycetes, Diversisporales, Gigasporaceae.
AUGAAUUAUAAUUUAGAAGACAAAGAAAAACUUUAUUCGCUAGAAAAAAGUGAUCUUAUUUCACUUCUUACAGAAUUUCAUCGUUUACUUAAAGAAAAGGAAAGAGAUCUAAUUUUAGCUUCUGAAAUUGGAGAAAGUUUGCUCAAAAAUAACGUUGCAUUGAAAGCAAAGUAUGAAGAACUAUUGGAAGAAAAAAUUAGCAAAGAUAAACAAGAAUUACAAACAUCUGAAGACAAAAAAUACAAACUUUCGUCACUAGAAAAUCUUUCUAAAGAACUAUUGAAACAAGAACUUAUCGAAGUGUUAGAGCAAGAUCUACAAAAUUUUGGAGACAAUUUUAAAAAACUUUUUAUACAAGUUGAACAAGAACUAAAAACAUUUAAAGAUGAUAAAGUUAUGGAAUACAAACAAGAACUUAACAAAGCUCUUGAACAAGUAUGGAAAGAUUAUGCAAAAAAACUUUUUUCACAAGAUGAGCAAGAACUUCAAACAUCUGAAGAUGAUAAAGUAUAA